CACAUUGUAAUGAAGCAAGUCCUCUCCCUGUAAGAGAAAGUGAGGGUGUGUAUGUAUGUGUGUGUAAGGGAAUGGUAUGAUCUACAAGGAGAGUGUGUAUAGAUGAGGGAGGGUGCAGUGAUAGAAAGCUUGCACCACUACGGGAUGGAUGUACCGCUGUCUCCUUUUUUUACACAUAGGCACAGAGCACUGUCAUAAUGGAGAAUGCAAUGUAUGGGUUACUGCACAAGGCUUGUAGUGGCGUUGUAUAGGCUAGCCAUACCGGCACACACACACCCACACACUCUCACGCGUUAUCUCCAUACAUAUAGCCUGGUCUGUGACUGCCCUCUCCUUUUUUUUUACCUCUAACCCAAAAUAAGCUACCUGGAUUGUUUUAAGUCAACUUGAUUUUGCUGAUUUUUUGUGAGAGAUAUAUCCCUUGAGCAGAUUAGGUUGUCAGUACUAUGGAGGCAUUUACCAGGACUGUUUAGCCAAAAGGAGAUGGGAUUGAAAAAGGUUGCGCUACGUACGUUUUACAGUUCAUACUUGGAUUAAUGGCAGCAAUGAUAAUAAGCUAACUGGCAAAGUGAAGCAGCAGCCAGUUGCUUUAGGGAUACAUCCUAAUGUGAUGUGAGUGGUUUGCCUGUGUGUUUCAAGAGUACAUUACCAAUGAGCACAGUAUGGAUCAUAAUCCAAAGCACCUCAUCCGUCGUGCCAUAGCAGUAGGCUAAUCCAUUUUGUCUUUGGAUAUCUUUGGGAGUUCUAACUCAAUCUGGAUUAAUAUCAACUUUAUAUCCAUGAUAUAUUUCACAUGCAUUGAUAUCCUAGGAUCACCGGCAAUUUGGAAUUCUGUCUUCAAAUAUUAAUUUUUCACAUUUUAUAGGAUUAUCCAUUUUAAACCUGGAUCAAUUUGAUAAAUGGAUGGUACCAGGAAAUUCUGCAAUGUGGAAAUUUUGGGAGAAUGAACAAGGAAGGCAGACUGGAAUAGCUUUGAUGGUUAUAUAGAGUGUUGAGGAAGGAGCAUCACCAUGCAACGCUUGUGUUCAAGCUGCCUGAGAGGGCUAAAGAUGGGGUUAGCUCCAAGCUUCCCUAUUGAGAUGGAACCUGUGCACUUUGAACCUGCAGAAAUCUUUACUAGUACAGGCAAACGAAGAGUGGAAGGAGAGGCCCUGCAGGUGGUGCGCUGCCCAGAAAACAUCACCGAGGAUAUAUACAGGGAUAUAGUCAACCGGCGCACCUACCACAGUCCUCAUGACCACCUAGAGCACAUCAACUUUGAGCAGUUGAGUGAAAAGUACCCAAACUGGACUCGCUCAAAUAUAUCUGAAUUUCGGAUAGAGUUCAUCACCAACGACAAGGACAAGGACUCGUUGCUAAAUUAUGACGAGGUCUCUGAAGUCCUUAAUAAACUUGGGGAUGACUCCCCAACCAAUGUACGAUUCCACUGCUUUGUACAAACAAUGAAGUCAAUGAAGUACCCUGAGCUUGGGAAUAAGGUAGACUUUCAAGAUUUCCUUGAAUUGUGCCAUCUAUUGGUUCAGGUACGAGCUAAAGAGGCCGGUAGCUCCUGCGAAGAGAUCAAACUAGAGGCUUCUGGAGGUAGAACUGAAGGCGCUAGAGCAACGCCAUCACCAGAACCUAGGAGAUCUGGCCGGUUGCUGUCGCCCCGUACCCGCCGGUCAGCUACCGGUAACUCAUCACCACGGUUAAGUGGCACAAGCGCAGAUAGUAGUCCGGCAUGCAAAGCAAAACCCAAAACUCUAUGUUCUUGCCCUCUUGCUGACAUAUCUGAGACUGAAGCAGACGCAAGGAUCUUACGGGGAAAGAGCGGUAAAGGAAGGGUCAAAUCACAUGAUCAUGUGGAUAAUAUUCUGAAGAACCAUUGUGUGACGCCUGCAUUCAACAGGACAACUGCCGUUUACAACCAACUAGGCAACCCAGAGACCACCAGACUGGAGACCACCAGACUGGAGAAAGCAGAUAACACAAGGUACAGUAGUGACCAUAAGGUUCCUAAUAACAGGGUAACGUGACAACAACAACCCACAUACAUGCAGUAUUUACAUUAAAUACAAGUCAAAAAGCAAUAAAUCCGCCACUGCACAAGCAAAUAUAUGAAUUAACAUGGAAAAAAAGAGUGGGAGAGACAAUAAAAGAUCAGGUCAUACACACAAAGGCCCAGAAACAUUUUGUUUUUUGGUCCAUGAGUAUUGAUCUGAUCAGAAAUCAUGUUGAUGUUUGACUCUCCCAAACACUAUAAAAGUACACCAGACCAGAGCUGCAAUUUGGCUCUGGCAAUUCAAAGUGGACUGAAAAGCCACAAAUGUUAUUGAAUUUUUAUUACAAAAUGUAUGCAUCAAAUGAAUUUCUUCCUCCAAAUUUAGGCUAGAACUUGAGAAAUAUAGCUUGUAGAUGUUGAUUAUCAUUAUAUCGUAUAGGUUUGGAUUUUGUUUCCAUUGGCUAUUGGGAUAUAUCAUAGCACUGAUUUGAUUCUAGAUAUGAUGGAAAGUAGGUUCUUUAGGGUGAACAUACUACUUUAGAAACUACAGCAACAUGCUAGAUGUACAUUAUCUAUGUACAUGAUAUUUUAUUCUAACAAAAUUGUAAAUGAUUUUAUGUAAUAUAUCCUAACCAAUUGCUUACUAUCACAAAAGAUUUUCGAGGUAUAUGAAAUGACAAUUAUAGGUAUUAUAUUGAGUACUUCAUGAAAUAUAUUUCCACUAUUUAGAAAAUGUAUAAAGUACGAAAUGAUGUGAUGUGUUUUCAAAAGUACAUAAAAAGCCUAUCUCUAUUGUACCACAUGCAACAUGAAAGGUAUUUCUAUCCUUUUUAUUGUGGACAUUUUUUCCUGCUUUAAUUUGUAAUAACAGGGGAUUUUUUUGAAUGAUUUGCCUGUAAGGCAGGUCAAAUGACUUCAUGGUGAUAUAAAUGUUGUGUGGAGUUUUUCCCCAUGUAUUAUCUCAAAUCUCUAUAUAUAUGAGUGGGCAGCGUUUGUGUCUGCCCUUUUAUAAUCAAUAUCAGCAGUUUAAAGGGGUAGUAUAAACUUAGCUAGAUAUCUUACGUGCCUUCCCAAUGUUUCCCAAUUAUUAUCAAUGUAUUUCAGAACACUUGAUGAUAUCAUACACAUAUCUAUAUUCCUAAAUGGGAGGAUAUUGUUUUAACACCUAGUAAUCCUAGAUAUUCUGCAUUUCAUAUUUUAUUCUUCAAUUGAUUAUGAUACAAACUUAUUAAAGUCAAGUUUUGUACGCGAACUGGGCUAGGAACAUCGAUGUCCGUGGACAGAAUACAAUAUGUUUUAUCUACUUAUAUGACAUUUCAUACUCUUGUAUUCAAACUUUAAGAACCUAGCAUGAAUUUAAAAUAAUUGUUACCUUAUCAAUUUUUGUUUGAUGAGGAUGCAUAUGUACUCUCUAAGAUUUUGUUAUAUAGAUGAGUUUGUGUGUGUGCAAUAAUGACAGCUUUUUCAAUAUAUAUAUGAAUAUAUCUAUAUAAUAUAUACAUUAUAUUACAAAAUAUUACAAUUUACCCUAUUUCCUCAUAAUUCAGUCUUGAUAACUGAUAUGACUUUUUUAUCAAAUGGUAGAUUUGGUGAACUGGGAAUUAUUUUAGGGAAACCUACGACUUAAAGUACCCAUUUCAGCAAAGUCUGCAUUUAAGUCUUACUAGAAAUUCUGGUGUAUUAUAAUUUUCUGAUUAAAAAAGUGUGGUCAAUAAAUGUAGAUGAAGUAAGUUUCAAGAUUGACAGAUCUCCAUAAAAAAAAAGAUGCGAUAAGUUAAUGAGGUAUAGGAAAUAUAGAAGAGAGAUACCAUUUUUUGGACAGGACUAGACAGACAUUACAAUGAACUUUAUACUAAUCCACUUGCCCAUUAUUCAUAAAAAAACAAUUUCCCAACAGGAACAGCAUUGUAUUUUCAAUAGCAUAGACAAAAAAAGAAACAAAUGAAACAAUAUCUUUAAGUACGUGGUUGCAUUCACUGUAAGGAUACACAGGCAAAUUUAUAUCCCACUCUCUUAUUUCUAAUUAGAAAUAAAUUAGAUAAAUACAAGUUUUGCCAAUGAAACAUCCAAGGAAAAAAUAACAUUGAAAAUAAAUCCUAUGAAAAUAUACUUACUCAAUCAUGAAGAAUCCCUGAAAGAUAAGUGGAAAAUAAGUUCUGCUUACAAUCUGUGGUUAAAAGUUUUACAUCAAUAAGUGCUUUCAGGAUACUAGAAUUCCGUAAAUUAUGAAUCAUAUUUCAUAAUGUAAAUCAUUUGCACUAAUACAAAAAGAGUUUUACACAAGAGAGACAGAGUUGUCAAGAUAAAGAUAAAUUCUUUCUUUUCCUGCUAACUAUUUGUCUCAGUAAAAAUUAACAGGUAUCCAACUACCAUGUUCACCUAUGAAUAAAACCAUACAUACCGAAUUGUUUGAUUUCUUUCUUUGUCCAUGACUUGUAGCAAAAAUUCUAACACAAGACUGGUCUUUCUAUUCACAUGCAUGUAAUUUGAGCUCCUGUCAUAAGGUGAAUUCAAGUUUAAUCAUUCAGAUUGGAAUAUAUCCUGUCUGGAUUUCUGUUGAAAUUGAUUUAAUGACUGACAACACAAUUGAAAUGAGUCAUACCACUACGUAAUGAAUCUGUGUUUGGUGUGCUGACGACUCCUACCUCAUGUUCACACAAAGAGCAAACGAUGUUUGAAACAAUAUUUGUGGGUCCGUGGAGACAAUCUGGUGGGACUGAACAUUAUUAAGUUUACGUCCUUCAGAAUGUUAGACUGAAAAGAGGACAAAAGGAUGAGACAAUGAUGUAACUUGGUUGCCUGCAAGCGACAAUAUUAUUCAAAUUAAUAUACCUACUAAAGUUGUUACUAUCAAAAGUUUACUAUUGUUGAGAAAGGAAUAUCACAGAUUUGAAGUUUAUCACCAGUUUAUAUUUCUCAGAGGUUGAUAUUGUCUGUAGAGAUUUCAACUAUGUAUUAUAUAAUUCCAUAAUAUUUUUUUUCAUUUCAUUUGUGUUUCUUCCUAAUGCAGAAUUAUGCCAAUUGCCAUUUUUCUUUCAUGCAAUGUCUGUUUCAUUUGAUUUUUUCACAAUUGUUCUUUUGAUCUCAAAUUGAUCUUUUAGUUUGGAUACUUAACUUGAAUGGUGCAAGCAUAUGAUUAAACUAUUGGUCACUUCCUUCCUGGAGUCAAGAAACUUUGAAUAUAUACAGUAAUAUUUAUAAACCACUUUAUAUUAAAAAGUAUUUCAAAAAUGUAAGACAAAAUUAAUAAAAGGAAUGGUGCAUUGAAAAGGUAUGAAAUAUCUGUUUAAUACAUGCUUUAGUAUGUAAGCAAUUAUUUGACUAUUACUUUAUCGAAUAAAAUAUAUUUGAAGGGAAUGGACACGUAUUUGUCUUCUUUUUCGCAAGCCAAUCUGAUACAUUUCAGGCAGUACAAUUGUAAAGGCAAGUAAGACAUAAACAUGUUACCUUUGCCAAGUGAAUUUUUAUAAGGAAAAGAUAAUUUCCUCUUAAAACCAAGACCCCUAAUAGAUUUAAUCAAAUGCUUGUAACAAAGGACAAUAUCAUGUAAUGUAGGCAAAGCACACCAUACAUGGUAGUACACUGCAAUGAUAUGAAUAGGCCUAAAAUGAAGGUUCCAUAUAAAUACAAAACCAAAACUUUCAAGGAACAGAAUUACAUCUUCAUUUGUUCUGCAUAUUUAUCAAAAUAAUUUUUUCAUCUAACAAAUCUAAUAGGAAUACUUGAAGUCUGGCUGGCAACAAACAAUAUUAAAUUCAAUUUUCACAUUCCUAUUGUUCAGUUUUCAAUCUAAUGGUGGAAGCACACAAUUCUAACAUAUCAGAUAUGGAAUUAUUAUUAUUAUUAGGUAUGAGUUAUUUGUCUGCUGUUUCCUUUUGCGAAAAAAGGAAUUUAGUCCCAAUUACUUAAUUUCUAUUAAUGUUUCAUCAUGUGAUUACUAAAUCAUCAUAAUCAAUUGAAAAUUACAUUAAAUUCAUCAAAGAUUGGCAUUGAAAAAAUAUUGUGGCCAGCCUACUACGAUACCAGUCCCCACAGGAUAAAUGAGAUACUAUUUAAAAUUCAGAAAUAACUUAUCCUUGAAUUUAUCUUGUUCUAUUUUGAGACAUCAAUCAGGCCUGAUCUACAUGUAUGGUAGGCUUUGUGUCACAGAGAAUCCACUGUUUUACUUUUGAGUUGCUUAGAUGUAGUUAUAAUUACCGAUAACUUCUAUGUGUUUGCCAAAUUAUAGCUGUGAUGUGACACCGGACUGAAAUCCUAAGAUUUGUAAAGGUUAACAUAGAAGGUUUAAGAUUUUUUGAACCACUGUUGUGUUUUUUGCUCUUCCAGUUUAAUUGUAAUUUUAAAAUGAUGAAUUUGUAAUUCUUUGAACUAGAACAAAGAAUAAGAGUAUGCCAUUGAUUCUAUAUGGAGUGACAUCAUUGUAGACUGACUAAAACAAGUUUCUGACAAAAAAAAUCAAAGAAGCUUAUUGCUUAGAUUUCUCUUUUUAUUAGAGAUAUAUAACGUAAGGAAAUAGCAUGACAUGUAAUGACACUUCCGUCACAUAUUUGACUUGAUUGCUUGUAUUUCUCUUUUUAUAUCUCCCACAGUGUGUUAUAUUAAGGUCCUUUUAACUUUUGUUGUAUCAUGCAUAUGUUAUAUUAUUGUAAAAUGCCAAUUUAUAUCAUUGAAGGUAUACUUCUAUUUGCUAAAAAAAAUAUAUGAAUCAUUAACAUAAUAGUAUUAUAAGCUGAAUUAUUGUAGGGCCUCCUUUCUAUCUUCUCAUUAAGCUAUUGUCUUUCUAAAAAACUUCAUUUCACAUAGUCCCAUAUAUAGACUUUGUCUACGAUGUAGACAUUAUAUUCAUUUUCAAUCAAACUCUUAUCCCCAAAUACAUUGAUGACAACAAAUUCAGAUAUAUAUGUACAGCAUGCUCAAUGAUGAGCUACGUAUUGGGUGAAAAUUCAUCAUUCAGAAUACUGCCUGAAUCUGUGAAACAUCUCUUUAUUUCUUUGUUGAGCAUCAAAGUAUAACAUGGAUUUGCUACAUGCAUCAUAUUUCUGUGACUAGUACAUUAGCAAACAAAUCAUUGUUUGCACAAACCCUCUCCAAGCUAUGCAUAUUAGAUGUGAAUAAUAUCAAUUGUAUGUAUACAAUGUUUCACAUACAAUCAAUAAUAUGAAACAAAGAAUGAGGGAUUAUGCAGCCAUGGAUAGUAUUUCUUAUGGGCAACUGCAAACCUUCUGACUGGUUUGCGACCGAUUUGUGGCUAAAAUGCUAUAACCUUUGAUGGGAACAUUUAAACAAGGAAUAUACUAUCAUCCAAAGUUCUGACCCAUCAAAUAAAUGCCAAACUUGAAAUGCAGUAUAAAGGUACUUGCAUGCCUUGGAAUACAUAUCAAACCUAAUUCUAUUUAGUGACAUCAUAGUGACAUCAUUCUACGAGCUGCUACCAUUUUAAACAGAUUUGAACUUCAAUCAAAUUUUAAAAUAAGCAUUCUAGAAGUGAUUUCAAACCUCAAAAUAUUCCAAAUCAAAUCAUAAACCAAUCUUAAGGUUUGCUGUAGCUUUUACAGAAAAUCAAGUUUUGUGUGCAAAAAUGUGCUACCAUGAUGACAAUGGUUAGAAGGCUAUCCAUGUACUGCCAGGGGACUGUCCAGAAAGAAUGAUUGUAUGACUAAUUAUCACAACGGAUUGUACAGAGGUGUAACUACAAUCAAUUGCUAAGCGUUGUGUUACCGAGCCCUUGUCAAGAUCCUAUCCUCUUUACCUUUAAAGCUGUAACCUCUAUCUCACCUCUCCUAUUCUCCAACAGUUUUACAUUGAAUUAUUCUUUAUCAUAUCAUUCUCAUUAGAUAAACUAUGUUAUCAUUACCAUGUAGGCCAUUAUGAAAGAGUUAUGAGAUCUAAAAGGGAAAAAUAUUGUGUUAUAUGCACUUAAGCAAUUGGAAGUAUGACUCUUCUUAAUCUUGCAAUAAAUUGGUAAUUGGAAACCAUAUGGAAAAAAAUACAGAAGUCUAUGCUUCAUCCCUAAAAAUGUUUUUUUUAUUAAUAAUAGGUAGCCUUGGAUUUUGGUCCUCAUGAAAAUAAAUCCUCUUAAAAAUAAAAAAGAAAUAAGAAAAUUCCAAUAAAACAUUAACAAAGAAUACAACACAGGAAAAAUUAAGGCAUGCAUAAACUACUCAAUAAAUUGGCCUAUAGAUGUACAGUAUAUCUGUGUUGAAGCAUUAGGUAUACCAUGUUAGAUUGAAAAUUCAUGUUCAUCAAAGCUGAAAUUAAUAUGGUUAACAUUUAAUGAUUUAUUAUAAUUUAUAGAUAUUGGAUGUAUAAUUUGGUUUCCAGAAUUCAAGGUUACUUCAUUAUUUCUUAACUCACUUUGAUCUUUUUCAUUGAAUACAACAUAACAAGCAGAAUGUCUAUAACAUUAAUAUUUUUGCUAGAUGAUUCUGCUAGAAUAAUUUUGAUGGAAUGGAUCAAAGUUCAACAUAAAAUGGAAAUCUUAUAUCUUGCACUUACAUUCAAGUUUGACAAUAGCAAAAUAGGAAGAUCUAUGGAAUUCUAUGUGAGUAUAAAGAAUCAAAAUCAGGAUUCACAUUUAAGUACUAUAUAUCAAAAGAUGAUUUAAGGAUAUUUACUUCAAAAUUUUUAACUGAAUAUGAGAGUAAAAUUAAGUCAGAAUAUUGUCCACAAUGGAAAGUAAGAGUGAGGUAAAGAUUUUCAUUUCUAAGUAAUGUGUGUGAAAAUGGAUGCUAGUUAUAAGUAUAACAGAAUCUUAUGGAACUUUUUCAACUCAUCUUUGUGACAAAAAACAUUUGGUAUGCAUUUACUCUCAAGUUUGUAAAGAAUUUCAGAGAUAUACUUUGACCAAAAUGAUAUGAAAUUGUGUUAAAAAUGAACGGGACAUAAUUCUUCUUUAUUGAAGAUAGGUUGUAAAAGUCCCAAAUCAUUCUGUCAAUUGAAUGCAAUACUAUGUGCAUAAUGCAUUGAAAAUGGUAUUGAACCUUUAUAAAUAUUUAUACUACCCAUUUCAAGCAAAGAUAGACAAAAACAUUUCAAACAUCAUGAAGUGCUACAGAUACGUACAUUAUUUUCAUCUGAUACUGAUUUGUGAUCAGUGUUUUGGUUUUCAUACCAGGAUCUGAUCAUUAGCUCAUUAUGUUGCAUUCAAUGUAUGUGGUGAUAUUGCUUUAAUGUAAAAAUAAAUAGCAUAAAAUGAUUAUCAACUAUAUAAGACAUCCAACCAUGUGAUUAUAUGGACUAUUGAUUCAAUCACAAUUUAACAGUCCAUAAUGAUGAUACUCUCACAUACUAAGUAUGGCUGCAUAUUCAACAGGGCAAUAAACGUGCCACUUAUUGAAUGCAAAAAGCAAAAGCAUGAAUUCUGUUUUAACGGCAGGUGAUGUAGCAAAAUGUCACAUUUAGAUAUCUGCUUGUGGUGUCAUGCUAUUUCUUAAUAUCAAAAUAUUCUACUGAAUGUCACGGUUUUGUGGACCAUUUUGCUAGAACACCUAGCUUUAUCAACUAUUUAAGUUAUUGUUUGACAUCUCUGUGAAUUAUAGCAAAGUAAAUGACUUUGCUAUAUUUGCACAUUUAAUUCCAGUAAAUAUAAAAACAAAACUUGGCAUGCAGUCCAUUUUUCUCCUGGAAGAUGUCUUAAAAUUUAUGAAAGAGACUAACCUUUAUUAAACCAUACCAAUAUUUAUUACCCUCAAAGAAAUUACACUAUACUCUCAUCUUCAACUUGGAAAAUAAUGGGCAAUGUGAUUUGACUUGGGCAAAAUCAUCUCUUAAAAUAAAAGGGCAAUACCAUGAGAAUAAUGAUCCUACUCCCUUUCUCUUUUUCCAGUUUACUUUCUGUCAUUUGUAUCUUUCUUUUCCCUUCUACUGCAAUCUUUCUCUGUCUGCAUAUCUGUCUUUUUGUGUGUGUCUCUCCCUCCUUGUUCAAUUUCUCUUUCUUUUUACCUCUAUCCCUUCCUCACCUCGCUUUCUUUCAUUUAAUUGUCUGUCUAUUUGUAUCUCUGUUUCUCUAGCUCUCUCUCUUGCUCACUCAAUCUUAAAAUAUUUCAUUUUCAAAUUUGGGUAUAUAAGAAAGAAUAAAUUGGGCAUAAUACCAGACAAAAAGACAACACUGCUCCCAAAAUUAGUUUGACCAUGUUCAGAAAAAGAGAGGUUAUCUAGUUGAGAAUCAAAUGAUUGGAUAUGGCUUCUUCAUUCACCAUAUCACUCAAUCAGAAAAUGAGAUGCAUAGAAAAGUGACCUAAUAGUGACCAUUUAUAUAAAGCAAGUUUUUCUUUCUUGGCCAACUACAUUUUAAGAAACAUUAUCUAAAAAUGAGCCAAUCUUUAGAAACUUGUGUCGAUCACUUUUUACCAAUUUCACCAUAAUGGGAUUGGCUUUCCAAACCUCACUGUUUGCCAUUGCAGGAAUGGAAACCUUAAAAGGAAAAAGAGGCUUUGAAGGAAUGCUGAUAGAUACAUAAAACAAUUUGGUCUUUUUUUAAAGUACGACCACACCAAUGUUUACCCAUAAAAUUGGUAUUAAAAAUGUAAGAAGCCCAGAAACUGUGACCUAUUGAAGUCGAUUGAGCAAAAAGAACAAAAAUAAUAUCCUUGUGAUGAAACUAUGCUGUAGGAUUGUGGGGAAAGUUUUUGUUUUCCAGAUAAUAAGGACUUCUUCAGGGAUAUCAUGCUUACAGAGAAACCACCUUUACAGUCCUCAGAAAAGUCAUUGUCAUCAUCAUCAUGAUCAUCGUUAUCAUCAUCUUCAUCCAUACUGAUGAUCCCAUCAUGAUGGCAGAGCAUUCCAAGAUCCAUGCUGCAUCACACCUAUCAAAUGUUAUUAAGAUCAAUAUUUCCUACUGCAAAUAUGAUGCUCACCAGUAGAAAGUGGUAUUAUACCAAGACAAUGAGUUGACCAGCAAAGGUAUUUCCAGUUUCCAUACUAUGUCUUGAUUUUUAAUUAAGGUGUCUUCAAUAAUCUCACAAGCAAAUAAGUGCUGUGUAAAUGUACGGAUAGCCAUAUGAAAUACCCCUCUUAACAUAGAUUUUGUUAAGUUUUUUUUGUAUAUUGCUGUAGAGUUUUGACGGAAGUAAGAAAUACAUUCUGUUUAAUCCUCUUCCUCUGUUUCCCUAUCUUUUCAAUUUUCAAUGGUUGCACCUCCUCCUUAUAGUAGGGAAUAUCUUUUUAUCUUCAGAAAAUUCUGAAGUUAAGAACCUUACCAAAAGUUGGUCUUACCAGAAGGAAGCAUCUUUACAUCACUUAUCCUCACAUUCCAUCACAAACAAAAAGAAUGAGGAAUGUUUGAAGACUGUUGUGUAAAACAUUAACACCUAUACUUGUAGAUGUGGUACAUACCUUUGGUAAGGUUCCUUAUCAAGUGUGUAGUGUGUAUCAAACAAAUAAUUACAAAUCUUGGAAGACUUCAUUAAAAGCAUUUGAUAGGGAGUUGUAUGCAUUGGAUACAAUCAUUGGAAGAAUAUUGGUAAUGCACUACCGAUGAAAUGAAAUCAAUUGAUCAUCACUCAACAAGCAUUCCUCUGGUUCCUGUAUCAACGAGGUAUCAUCAUUUAUUUCCCUUUUAUUCAUUAAUGUGGUAUAAUUUUGGGAAAUUGCUUCCAAAUGGACAGAUAAAAUAAACUUUUCAAUAACAAUACCAAACACAAUAUUCCAUUUAUAAAUCAGAAAUAUUUUCAUUCUGAAGAUCAACAUGCUUCCCACUCAGGAUAUCAAUAAUUUGGAUUUCUUAUAUCUUAAAAAAAAAAUAAUACUUGCAUAUUUAAACAAGCAAAUAAAUUUUCAGCAAUUAUAUCCCUAAAACCUGAAGGCAAGUUAUCUCAGGGAUAACCCUACAAUCCUCCAUCAGUGGGGCUAGAACAUUCAGUUCAGACAAAGAGUUUGGGAUAGAGCAAUGUUUUACACGCAAUAGUUUGUCCCUCUGAAGCUUUGUCUCAUCACAAUGUCCCAGAGCCAGUGGACACAUGAUCAAAUUAAUCUGGAAUAUGCCACAAUAUUGUCCCAAGGUCUCUAAGGGGUUUCUGUGAUGUCUCUGCCAUCUCUGGUAGGUUUGUAGAUGUCACAGAGACUGAGUCCACAACUCAAGCCAGUGAGACCACCCAUUCACACUGAAUGGGAAGCAAAUCUAGUUUCUCAUGAUGGAUGAUUCUGGUGUCAAUUUGCAUAAAUUAUCCUUUUGAAAGCAAUCUCUCGUUUACAUUUAUUUGAUGGAUCGUAAUAAUAUGUAUGAAGAGUACUCAUCUCUGUCAUAACUAUUUUCAUUUCCACAUGUACUAAUAUUUUGUUAACAGUUAAGGGUAUAAAAGUGGUAUACUAGUUUCGAAUCACUUGUUUUUGCAGUUUUUAGGUUCACGGAGCACAAUCUAAUCAUUUAGGAGUAAAUGUGGUUCACAUUGGAAAACGGGGCCUUUGUGAAGAGUUGCGAUUAAUUGAAAUAACUCAUAUCUCCUAAGAGGAAUUUUGAGAUCAAUCUUUAAAUUAAGAUUGAUUAAAUAAUGGAUGAUUUAUUUAAAUCAAUCACAUCUCUUCAUUUGAGAGGCCAUGGUCUUUGUAUCAGCUUUUUCUAAUCUUCUUUAGAUGUGAACAUAGUGAACUGACAAGACCUAUAUAAAAUGUACAUGAUGGAAACUCAACCUUUUGUUCUACCAAGAUUAAGAUAUCAUUGUGUCGGUGUAGGAACGCCCUUAGCACCACACUUCGGCAAACCUCACCAAUGAUGAAAUGCACAUACGCAAUGCCCUUAUGCGCGCAACUAAGGGUGUUUCUGCGCGCAUAUAAUGCCCAAAAGUAUAGUGCUAAGGGCGUUCCUGCAACGAUAUGAAUCUUAAAACAAUCAAAAUGGUUUUAACAUACCAGUUAAAAUGGGCAAGAUAUUGAAAAAAAUGGUGUUUGGUUAUAAUUAUCUUCACGUAAAUAUGAUUUCUUGAUUUUCUCAGGGCAUGAGUGUGCAUGCUUUAUUGUACCUUCUCCCUUAUUUUGACAGGUCUGAUUUGUUGAUUUUUUUUCUUCAAAUCUUACCUUAAAGAGUUGUAAGUGACUGAGCCAGUUAUGUGUUUUACAAACAGUGUGCUUUCGUUGGUUAUUAAUGAUUAAUAUAUUUUUCCCCUAUAUACUUAUUUUACACCAGAAUAACAAUCUUUUUUCUUUCAGGCCAUUCAUUUUUUCACCCAUAAACAGGAUUUUAAUUUUGAUUUCUUUCUCCAUCAUUUAUAUUUAAUUGAGAGUGAGUAACAAAGUUAACAUUUUUUAGCUUAUUCAUAUACUAACCAAACUUUUUUGCAGGUUUCUAACUCAUCCCCUCCAAAGUGUCAACAAUAAAGGUAAAAGGGAAUAGAAAGAAAUAAACAGAUGAUAGUAAAAGGGAUUUAUUCUUAACUAUCCUUUACCUUAGAAGUAUGUAGUAGUUGAUCAAGAGUAAUACCAACAUACUCACUUCAACUAGCCAAAUCCCAGGGUUUAAAAGAUAAUUACUCCAUAACAAUUUGCCUACUAAUGAAUUACCCAUACAAGCUUUGAAAGACACAAUCAGUCAUGUGAACUACAAUACAUCAUCCAUUCAACCUGUGUUAAAUUCAUUUCUGCUUGACGUCAUGCUUUUAAUUGAGUUUUACAGAUAUAAAACUCAGACACAUCUUUUUCAAAAGAAACAUAAUUGUUUCAUUAGAGAUACAUCUGUAAUGGUGACAGCAUAGCUGAUUGGGGCCCAUUUCAAAUUUCAGCCUCUGUGUCCUCUCAUCAUAAUUUCAUUUUCUGUUUCUGUAGCAACAACUAUGAAAAUUAUGAUUACGCAUGUCUAAUGUUAUUCAUUAAUUGGGCUCUCAGGGAUUUGAACUCUGGAAUGAUCUGUUUCCAAAUAUCUCUAAAUUACACACACAAAACUUGUUCAUGAUUUGUUAUACUAAGGAGAUUAAUCUAUUUGAUCAAUAUAUCAGUUUUUACAAAAACCAAUACAAAUAGGCUUUUCCUAACCCCUCUGAAAUAGAAAAAUUAAAACAAAUAUCUGUAGUUCUUUUCUAACCAAUCAUGUUAGUCUCCACUGAGCCUUAAUGCAUUUUUUUAAAGAGAAAAAAUUAACUCCUAUUUAACCAAAAAAUGAAUAAAAUUGAAAAAAUACUAUGAAUUUUCUUAUAACUUAUAUUUUCAGGACUUGUAUAGACAGAAGAGUUUCUAAUGCAAAAAGUAAAUAAUAAACAAAAAGAUGAAAACUGGAGAAUACAUGAUGAAAUUUAUUACCAAAUGAAUAGUGGUCAAUAAGAAUGACUAUUUCUAUUUAAAGGGAAAUCUAACCCAAAUAAAAACUUGUUUUUAGAGGAAAAGAAAAAAAAUCAGACAAGCUGAUAGGUGAAAGUUUGAACAAUAUCGGACAAACAAUCAGAAAGUUAUGAAUUUUUAAAAGGUUUAAAAAUUGGUAAUCACUAUACCCAUGGAGACUUCAAAUUGGCCGCAUAUGUGAUGUCAAAGUGAUGUAAGGCAAGGGCUACUCUUUCAUUUACUUCAAUACAUAAAAUGGCUAAAAUUUCAUUUUUUUCAAAAGUUAUACUUCAAAUUACAUUUUUCUUUCAUGAGGACAUAAAACAAUAUACUACCUGGUUUAUAAUUAGAUUACUGCCCCAAGGGAAUGGGUACUUAUAGGAGGAAACCAUAAAUUCCUGAUAAUUAAGUACAUGGCCAAUGGGAAAGUUGUCCUUGUCAUAAUUUACUUACCCAGUUACCAAUUUGACAUCUACAGUCUUAGGGAUCUCAAUUUUAAAGCAGCCAUAACUUUAUUGCUUGUCUGAUUUCUUUCAAAUUUUCACCAUUCUGUUUUCUUUAUUUUUCUCCUUUCCAACACAACUUUUAUGACCAAGGCUAGGUCCCCCUUUAACCUCAAUUUUCUCUAUCAUUACACUUAAAAAAAAAAAGAAUCCUAUUAAAAUGUAUUACCAGGGUAGUCUUACACCUUUAAAAUGCCACUUCACUGUCAAGCAAACCCUUAAUUGAUCAAAUGUACAUUGUUCCAUGAUAAAGUUUUUACUAUAGCAAGGUAAGUAGAAUGGAUCAUAAUGUUAUGACUAGUUCAUUAUAUAGCCUUGACAUUCCACACUGAUGUAUUAGUUCACGCAUCAUCAACCAUAAGGAGGUUUUUGAUAUAUUAUUCUAAAACACAUUUUAAAACAUAUGAAAUCAUUUUUUUUCUUUUCUCAAGCUUUUAUCACCUUCGUUCUCCGGGGGGGGGGGGGGGCACUCAGUAUAUAAUGCAUGGUGGGUAUGUGCCGCGGAGGAGACCCCCAUUUUAGCUGCAUGCACGUAUGCCUGUUCCAUAGGGAUGCAUACGCACUCAAACGCAGGCGGCCCACUCCAAGGACCCCCGUUUUCAUAAACAUUUGUAGUUCCGAAGCCCGUUUCGAGGACUCUCCUUUUUACAAUAAGCCCGCUCCAAGGCCCCCGUUUUUUGUCUCGCCCGCGGCACAUACCUACCACUUUUUUGGUCAAGUACCCCCCCCCCCCCCCGGGCGUUCUCCUACCUUAAUACUUCUGACCAAAAUAAAUGGGAAAAAAAUGAUCUAGAACAGUUUAAUUUCAACAAAUUAUCAAUUAUUCCCCAAUUUAAUAAUGGAUAUAUGAGAUUUUGAAAUUUGAACCAUCAACAAUAAUUUAUUUUUCAAAAAGGGAUGUUAUGAAUUCACCAAUUAUAAGUGAAACAUGAUUCACAAGCAGAAAAAUGUAUUUCAUUAAUCCAUCAAGUCAUACAUGAUUGAUGUACAUAUCAAUCACAGGCAAAAAAACAAAUGUUUCAAUAGUCACAGAGGCCAUAUACUAUACUAACUGUUCCUCUUAGUUUUUUUAUCAGCUUUUAUAUCAUACUUAUAUACAUUAUAAACAAUAUAGCAGUUUGUGAAACAAACCCCCCAAAUUAAUGCAGCAUAUAGGUGUAUCAUUCUGAAUUUCUUUAAAAUAUAGAAAUAAACUUAUGGAUAUCACCACAUCACCAAAAUAAUAUUGAAAUGCUCUUAAAAAAAAGAGUAAUACUAAUAGGAACAAUAUGCAUGGAAAACAAGCCAUGUAUUGUUGACGGGGAGCAGGAUACAUGCAAAUUAUACAAAACGCUAUAAACGCAAAAUCAACCUGGUAAUCAUGACCUAAUCUCAAGCCUAGCAAGUGAGCGGAAUACAGGAGCAAGGUGGAGCAAAGGCGUGCCUAGUUUGCCUUUUCAGACCCUUCUCAUUCACAUGAAAAAAAACUGAGAGUAAUAAUUCACAGACUAUACUCAUUGUUUUAGAUAAAUUCAUAACAUAAAGCUUUAUAGUUGAUCUCCUCCUUCAAUACAGCCAGGGAAUGAAAGCUCUGUUUACGGAAUGAUAUUAGAUUAGUCUGAUACUUUAGAAUAGUUGGUGCCUUGAUGAGAGUGAAUAUGGGCAUGGGAACAUUAUCAUUGCCUGACAUUUACAGCUGCUAUAGGAUGCCUAGUCCAUUAAGUAUUCAUAGCAAAAAAAUGUUCACUGAUUCCAAAACUCAUCCAUAUUUGAUUACCUGGAUAGGAUCUUUGAAACACAAAACCAACCCUCCAUGGCACACAAAUAGAUUUGCUUUUGGAUUAAAAAAAAUAUCUUUAUGAAGUAGACAAAAUUUUAUCAAAUAAAAUGAAGCAAGUCUGAUGUAGUUACAUGCACGGUUUGGUACAAUAAGUUAUUGAUAUUCCUUUUCUCUCAAAAUUUACAAUAAUUUCCUUUGGCUUUGCAGUAAAUAUUUUAUAACUGAUUAUGACAGGAUGUUUAGUAGUAAUUUGUUUUCUGAUCAGAAAAUAUUUUUCAUUUUAUGAAUUACGCAACUGUCAUGAACUGUAUUUUUUCCCUCUCUGAAUGACUAAUUAAUUUUGGAAAAUAUAUCAAUUCAAAUCAAAUAAAUUGAAAUCAAUUAUAUUUAUUCAUAUCAAUUCAAAUCAAAUCGAUUCUGAUCAUAUUAAAUCACAUCAAUUUUGAAUUAAAUCAAAUCAAACAAAAAAUUCAAAACCAUAUAAAACUAAACCAAAUCAAAUCAAAUUAAUUUAAUUAAGAUCAACAUAAUUCAAGUCAUUCAAAAUCAAUUCAAUCAAAAUAAAAUCGAUUUACAUCAAAUCAAAUCAAUUCUAGCCAGGUUUCCUCAUACCAAGCAGAUGGUUGCCUAUUAGAGCAAAGAUCAACUUAAAAAAUAUAUGUAGCAUACUAAUGGUUAAGAUUUAGACAAGUUCAACCAAAAAAACCCUCCACAAAUCAGCAAUUAAUUAUUACGCUGCAAUUGUUAAACAAUUUUACAUGACGUCUUGGCAAUAUGAAGAUUAGCCCAAUAACUGUUGAAUUAUGAAAUUCAGAUUAUGAGUUUUUUUCCAGUAGGGAGAUGGGGUCAUUUACCACUGUAAUACUUGAUUUUCUCCUACAGUUGAAAUGGAGGGAAUGCAACUCUGAUAAUUUUCAAAAUUAAUAAAAUGGUAAGAGGCUAUCAAUUAUUGCAACAACAAAAGAUUUAUCAUGAUACAAUAAUUUUAGCAACAGAAGCGACCUUGUCAUUUGAAUUGCAUAUACUUUAUAGUAGAGUGUUUUCUGUAGCUCCAUUUCAACAGCCAUUACGUAGCAAUAUUUUAAGGACCAAUAUUCCAUGCACUACACUAUGCAAACAAGGUGGUUCUCAAGUGUAGGUUGUAGGACCAUUAAUAUUUAUGACCAUUCCACACGCUGAUCCUAGCUUUCACACACAUGUAGCAGGAUUCUCUCCCACUCACAUACAAAGAAAGAAAAUCUAUACCGGGUGCACGAUGUAUUCACACCAAUUGUGUUGAUAACGGGCUGGGGAUGUGCGUAACGGAGUUAGCAGCAGACGUUCAUAUGAAUAUGUGAUUAAGUUUAUGCAGUGAUCCACUGUAAAGAAAUGAAUUAGUUAUAUGGUAUGGAAGAAUGAAAUUUUAUUAUUUAUCACAUAAUUAUGAAGACACAGACAGAGAAAAGAAUGAGCCCAAAAUUCUUUUUUUUUUAUCACCACCACUUUACCUUAUUCAAAUAUGACCAUAGAAGACUGGUUAAGAGAUGUAGGCCUACUUUUAAUUUUAAAAGAAAUGGUUGGGGAAGAAGUCAGGAGAUAAUAAAAGUGAAAAUUCUCAAAUAUCAUUUAUUUACGCCUUAUUACAAAGUCAAAAUAUCCUUUGCACAUCAAACUUUCAUUAGCACUAUACAAAAAGGGGCCAAAAAGUACUUAAGCUGUGUCUGUUUAUUUCCACUGGAAUUUAGCAGGUUUAGGUAAAUGUUCAAACAAUGGCAUAUUCAACUCAGGGAAAUUACUCAUCGACUUUAUUCCUAUUUCAAUCAGAUUUAUGAAGAAAGAUGUGUUGACAAUUGCAAAAUCUUAAGAAAUGAAUUCCUAAGUAACCUCGGAUAUUUUUUAUCAAAAAUAGUUGGUAACAAAACUAUAUAGGCUUAUAAGGAAAUUUGUCACCAAUUAUUCCUACUGAUAAUUUUGUUGACAGGUCACUGUCAAUUUCAAAAUGCAUUCAAUACCAUUCCAUGUCAUAAUGACUUUGCAGAAUGUAUGAAAUUGAGCUAUAAUGAUGAAAGGGCACCUCUAUUAAGAUAGCAUGGUGCUGAUGAAUAGAUGAAUUGAUUUUUAUUUUCACACAUAAUGCUCAAGCAAACAGAGGAGAAAGAAAGUUAUAACAGUCAUAGUCACAAAUCUAGAGUGACUAAUUGUCAAACAGUUCAACCUUGUACAAUAUAUUCAACAAAUGAAUACCCCCCCAAAAAAAAAAUAUAUUGUUUUUAGUCACAAGCAUACAAAGAAUUAGAAUUUACCUUUGAAUAAGUGUAAUUAGCACAAGUAGAAUAAGGGGCAUGAUUUUUCUAGUAGUGAUGAAAGGGGAAAUAGGUGACUGGAAAAGAAAAUUAUAAACAAGAGACCUGCAAUGUGUACCUAUAUUAAAAAAACAAUGUCCUGUUUUAGUCAUCCCCAAUAAAAUACCAUGUAACUGGCCAUGAAUAUCAACUUAUAAGUCACAUAAAAGUACAAAGGCUUAAUCAUGACAAAUUCUUCUCUACAGUGACAGAAAUAUAUGCUAUAUCUAUAAAUGAAAUUAAUACACAGACUUCAAUGCCAAGAACAUAUGACACAUUCUUUAUUCUUCCAUUUUGGUUCAAUAAUCCUACUUUAUCAGAUAUAAUGAUGAUUUUUGAAAAAAAUAAAAGGCUUAUUCGACUUUAUAGUAUCCUUUCAUUGAUCCUUAUGCCUGGGAUAACAAAUAACAUGAAACUUCGUAUUUUACUCAACUCAGAUCAUGGUCUAAGGUUUGAAAAUGAAUAUAGUUUGAUACUUCUUAUAUACAAUAAAAUUUUAGAUGUUAAGAAAAUCCAUAUAAUAGAUUUGGAUGCUUGUGUGACUGCUAGAAUUAUGAUGCAUUUUAAUAUUCCCCCAUGAUUGCCAUAAUUUUCAAUCCAAUAUUCAUUUGAAAUCAAGAAGAUUUUGAUAUGAUUAUCCUAUUAAACAUGAAUAAAAGAAAUUAUACAAUUUCAAAUCAAAGAUUUAUGAAAUAAUCUGAAUCACUUUUGUGGAUAUUUCUUGAAGUAUACAUGUUCCAGUAUUUAACAUGGACAGAGAAAAUAAAGAUGUGAAUAGUUGUUCAAUAAGCUUGUACACGAUUAAUAAUUCACAUGACACAAACAUACACCAUAGCAAGUUGACUUUAAAGACACAGUAUAUUGUCAGGAAGUUCCUUAGAAAUGGCAAAGAAUUUUAAACACUACAGUAACCCUAAAGAUAAGGUUUUUUCACCAAUAUCCCCCUCCCUCUGAUUGUCUGUAAGUCUCUUCACCCCAUCCAGUAUCAUGAUAAUGCGUGCUAUCGCAUAUGUGACCUUUAUGGCGACAGCAGCGCAAAUUAGUUUGGCUGGGGCUACAAUUGUGCCGAUGAAUUGCAAAUUAGAAGGCUUGCUAGCCAUCCCAUAUCUCUGUAUAGUACGAGGCAGGCCGUCAUCUUAGCAAAGACUAUCAUUUCCUUCCAUUCCCUCCUGAAUAUGCUGGGAUAAAUAAACCAUAUCAAAUGUGUGUAAAUGGUUCUAUACUCCAUCCUACCUCAUUUAUCUUCGCUAUGCAUGGAUAGUAUGGAACAGGGACUUUAUUACACCACAAAAUGAAUUAUUCAUUUUUAUUGACAAGAUGAAUGAUGAAUGAACAAUGGAGAGUUGAAUCCUCGCUCCCGGGGCGGGGCGUGAUGACACUCCCUUCCCUAUAUAUUUUACACAGAUGUUUCUUUUUUUUUAUAUCCUACUUAAC
Lytechinus pictus (painted urchin) is the source of this 20241-nucleotide messenger RNA. RefSeq lists its product as uncharacterized. The record is from RefSeq and is a predicted model, not a curated record. Lineage: Eukaryota; Metazoa; Echinodermata; Echinoidea; Temnopleuroida; Toxopneustidae. The transcript has a single exon. The coding region runs from base 1011 to 2015 and encodes 334 amino acids. Gene Ontology annotation, molecular function: calcium ion binding.